AUGCCCUCUCUCGCACUCACCCGCGCUGCCAAUGCUACUUUCUCUCCUACCUACCUCCCCGUCGCCAUUUUCGUCGGCGGUACCUCUGGCAUCGGCAAGGCCACCGCAGAGGCCUUCGCGCGAUACACCAAGGGCAAUGCGCACAUAAUCAUCGUCGGUCGCAACAAGGCUGCAGCGGACGCGCUCAUCGCGUCGUUCCCGAAAUCCACCGCGCCCGAGGCCAAGCACGAGUUUGUCGCAUGCGACGUCUCGCUCAUGAAGAACAUCCAGGCGACGACUGCCGCGCUCCUCACACGCCUCUCGAAGCUCAACUUCCUCGUCCUUUCUUGCGGCCUGUUCAACUUCAGGGGCAGGGACGAUACUGAGGAGGGUAUCGACCGCCGGCUGGGCCUGCACUACUAUGCAAGGUGGAAGUUCAUAUAUGAUCUCCUGCCGCUCCUCCAUAGGGCGAAGGAUGCGGGCGAGGACGCGAAGGCCAUGUCCGUGCUCGCGCCGGGUUAUAGUAAGCCGGUAGACCUGGACGACCUCGGGCUCAAGAAGGCGUACUCAUUCCCUAAGGCUGGCGUGGCGUCCCCCACAUACACAGACUUGGCAAUGGAGUCUUACGCAGAACAGAACCCGGGCAUUUCGUUUGUCCAUAUACACCCUGGCGUCGUGCGCACGCCCAUCCUGCAGACCCGCCACCCCCUCUUGCGCGUGCUAAACCCACUCACGUAUGCGCUCCUCUACCCCAUCUCCAACGCGCCUAAGGACUGCGCGGAGCACAUACUCUACGGCCUCUUCAAGAGCGGCCCGGGCUUAUCCCGCCGCAACAGCAAGGGCGAGGAUAUUGGUAGGAAAGGCUUCCACGGCGAUGAGGACGCGAAGACACGCGUUUGGGAGCACACCAAGGCGAAAAUGGAGUGUGCCGUCGCUGUCCCCGCCAAGUCCUCAUGA
Trametes versicolor FP-101664 SS1 is the source of this 936-nucleotide messenger RNA. Its product is annotated as NAD-P-binding protein. The transcript has 2 exons. Lineage: Eukaryota; Fungi; Basidiomycota; Agaricomycetes; Polyporales; Polyporaceae. Gene Ontology annotation, biological process: secondary metabolic process. Bases 1 to 936 code for a protein of 311 amino acids. The record is from RefSeq and is a predicted model, not a curated record.